This is a messenger RNA of Penicillium vulpinum, 1776 nucleotides long. RefSeq lists its product as uncharacterized. The record is from RefSeq and is a predicted model, not a curated record. Bases 1 to 1776 code for a protein of 591 amino acids. Lineage: Eukaryota; Fungi; Ascomycota; Eurotiomycetes; Eurotiales; Aspergillaceae. The transcript has a single exon.
AUGAGCGCAUGUAAGCCCUACGACGAUGUUGCCUGGGCAAUAAACUCCCAGAUAUGGGAGGACUGGCCAGAACUUCUUCGCACCGAUGGAGACAUCUACAAUGACAUCGGAGUCAUUCUUUCUGAAGAAUUCAGCGAUCUUGAAUGCGACCUGUUCGAUUUCCUCAACACAGGUGGUUUUAAUACCUGCUUCAAGAUGAGUUUCACCAAUGAUUUUGGUGCUGUUAUACGGUUCCCAAUGCCCGGCGCUAUCAUGUUUCCCGAAGAAAAAGUCCGCAAUGAGGUUUCUGUCAUGCAAUCUCUCUUGGACAAAACUUCAGAUAAAAUCCCAAUCCCAGUGCCUUCUAUCUUUCGCUGGACAGAGGCAAAAGAGAGUCACUCGAAACUAGGUCCUUUCAUCAUCAUGAAUUAUAUCCCCCACGAGGGAAGUAUGGGUGAUCUUCUUGAGAAACCAGGACGCCAAGUAGGAGAACGGUCAGUCCUUAAUCCAGAACUUAAGCCGAUCAGGCUAGAAGUUCUCUAUGGAAAACUAGCCAGCAUAGUCCUUUCGCUGUCUACACUUUCUUUCGGCCGGAUAGGAUCACUCGACAAGAAUGACAAUUCUACGUGGGAAGUGUUACAUCGACCUCUGUCUUAUUCUAUGAACGAAAUUGUGCAACUGGGCACGCUACCCCGAUCGAAGUUACCGCCCACCACUUAUGAUAAAGCGUCGUCGUAUUUUGAAGCCCUGGCGGAGCUACACAUUUCACAUCUCAUAAGCCAAAGGAACGAGGCAGAUGUCUUAGCGUAUAUCCCAACAGAUGUCUUGGCAGAUGACUUCCGGCGCAAAUUUGUGGCUAGAUUUCUCUUCCGGACACUUAUUAGAGACCAGGAGCAGAGAAAGCAAUGGAUAUUAUAUGAUGAUGGCCCAUUUCCAGUUUGGUGUGACGAUUUUCGACCAGAGAACGUUCUAGUUGAUGAAGCUGAAAGCAUCACUGGGGUGGUGGAUUGGGAGUUUACAUAUACCGCCCCAGCCGAAUUUUCUUAUACGCCGCCUUGGUGGCUUCUUCUCCAAAAACCAGAAGAUUGGCCUAAUGGCCUUGAUGACUGGUGUACAGAGUAUGAGAAACAUCUCCAGACCUUUCUUGGAGCAAUGCGGCAAGUCGAAGACGAGGCAAUCCAAAACAAACGGCUAGUAGAAGGCCAGCGGCUAUCUAGUCGGAUGCGGGACAGUUGGCAGAGCGGAGAUUUUUGGGUCAUGUACGCUGCAAGGAACAAUUUUGCCUUUGAUGCGAUCUAUUGGAAAAAGAUCGAUCGGCGAUUCUUCGGAACCACCACAUAUGAAGACGACAAUAUUUGCGAUGUAUGGCGGAAGAGACUUCAUCUCUUAGAACCAGAAGAGAUAGAGCUCAUGGAGAAAUAUGUGGAUCUAAAGCUCAAAGAGAGGAACACAGGUCUUUUCGCUUGGGAUCCUAAUGAGUACACGGUGGAAUGGAUCAAGAGGAUGAAAGUGAUAAGGAAGAUCAAGGAAAUGAAGGAUAACAUGUAUACGGUGGUGAUAGAGUGGGAGGGAGAGCUACAGAGCAUGGUAGAAAUGAAAAGGAAGGUGACAAAGAGAAUCGAGGAGAUGAAGGGGGAAAUGGAGAGGAUGGAGAUAGAGUGGAAAGGGGAGAUAAAAGACAUGAAGGAGAUGGAGAAGAAGGAAGAGGUACAGGAGAUGAGGGAGAUGAAGAGGAGGAAGGCGAUGGAGUGGGAGGAGAUAAAGAGGAAGAUGGAGGAAAUUGAAUUGCUUCCUUAG